AUGGGAGCAAAAACAGCUAUUGCAAAAAGUCCAGCUGUUCUAAUGGCGAAAUCUCCGUUGAUCCCCACUGCCAAAAACUUAUCUCUUUUAUCGAAAAGGACACCGUUACUUCCCAGUGCAAGAACUCCAGUGCCACCUUUGAAGAAAACUGCAAAAACACCAAAAAAGCACCCCAAACUUGAUGAUAUCAAAGACACUUCUAAGAAGUCAAAAAAGGACUUGAAGAAAGCAGCGCUUAGAAAGAAGGUUGUGCUGGGAAAUUUGAGUCGCGUGAUGUUUCGUGAGCCAUUUUGGCAUGAUAAAAUUGCUGCAUUUUCGGUGAUAUUGUCAUAUAUGAUCACUUAUGACGUGGUUGCGAAAUUCUUUCUUUAUACUCACGUUUUCGGAAUCACAUGGACUUUCACCUACGGUUUCUGUAUGCUGGUAGUUGGAUUUCCUAUGUGUUACCUAGAAAUGGCUCUUGGACAGUAUACUUCGACAGGUAUUUAUAUGGUCUUUGACAGAAUGACGCCGGCAUUUGUUGUUGGAUUUCCUAUGUGCUACCUAGAAAUGGCUCUUGGACAGUAUACUUCGACGGGUAUUUAUAUGGUCUUUGACAGAAUGACGCCGGCAUUUGUUGGUAUUGGAGUAAGCGCGCUCUUGAUCAACUUUUUAUCGGCAACCUUGGAUCUCUCUUUGUUUUUGAACGCUAUCGCAGUAAUUCACUGUCAUGUCUGGUCAAGAGAGUGUUCGACUUUGGGUGAAAUUCCUGCAAUCCCAAAAUAUCCCAAUAAAUAUAUUUACAAUAAUGGUGAAGAAUUUACUUUAGUCCUAACAGGAGAUACAUGUGUACGACCACCGUUAAAAAGCAUUCACAUUGGACUAAUGGAUUCAUCUCCAAAAACUCAGCUUGAGAAGUUUAAGAGCGCUGCAAUGGUGAACUGGGCGUAA
This is a messenger RNA of Strongylus vulgaris, 930 nucleotides long. The record is from the annotation of a GenBank genome assembly. Lineage: Eukaryota; Metazoa; Nematoda; Chromadorea; Rhabditida; Strongylidae.